UCUCAUAUCUCAAAGUAGAUGGUUGACAAAGUUGACAAAGUUUUUGAGUUGACUAAAUUGUCAAAAUUAAUACAUAUGCCAUGUUAUUUGGCAGCAACUUUCCUGUUUAUUGUUAUUCUGAUUUCAAAAGUUUAAGCACAGACGGCACCUACCAGAUAUAACUUUCGAAAGAACCUGUUUCAAAAACCUUGUAUUUUCCCAUAACGCGCAACCAUGGGCAACGUGUUGGCUUCUUCAUCAGGCGGACUCUUGUCGGAUUUACCUCCACCACCUGGCGCAAGCCUCCCGUCUCACCUAGUGAAGGCAAUGGAAACCGAAGCUAUAAAAUCAGAGCUGGAGAAUCCCGGUACGGUCGAGGAUCUGCACAGUCGCUGUCGCGAAAUUCAGGCUAAUGCAUUCGACGGCGCCAAGAUCAUGCUAAACAAGGGUUUGAGCAACCAUUUCCAGGUGACGCACACCAUGACCAUGAGCUCGGGAUCAUCGAAUGGCUACCGUUUUGGAGCCACCUAUGUGGGCACCAAGCAAUAUAGUCCGAAUGAGGCGUUUCCUGUGCUGAUUGGCGAGAUCGAUGCCAUGGGAAACCUUAGUGCGAAUGUGAUUCACCAGCUGACGGCACGACUGCGUUGCAGGCUCGCUACACAGUUCCAGGACUCGAAAUUGGUGGCCACACAGCUGACAAGCGACUAUCGCGGCAAGGACUACACCUUAUCACUGACCAUGGGCAACCCGGGCAUUCUUACCGGAUCUGGAGUGAUUGUGGGUCAGUACCUGCAGGCCAUUACAAAACGAUUUGCUAUGGGAAGUGAACUAGCCUACCAGUACGGUCCGAAUGUGCCUGGCCGCCAAGUCGCAGCAUUGUCCGCGGUGGGACGCUAUGACUUUGGGGAUUCUGUGGGGGCCUGCACCCUGGGGCCGUCGGGCGUGCACCUAAGCUACUACAAGAAGGCCAGCGAUCAACUUCAGAUAGGAGUCGAGGUGGAGACGAAUGUACGCAUGCUGGAGUCUACGGCCACCCUGGCCUACCAGGUGGAUCUGCCCAAGGCGGAUCUCGUAUUUCGUGGAAGCUUUGAUUCCAACUGGCUCAUUGCGGGUGUCCUUGAAAAGCGCCUGCAGCCGCUUCCGUUCUCCCUGGCCAUUUCCGGACGCAUGAAUUACGUAAAGAACACCUUUCGGCUGGGCUGUGGCCUGAUGAUCGGUUGAAUUGAGCUGACCGUAGAAAAGAGUUGUAAUAUGACGGAAAACAGAAGCUAUUUAGCAGAAAUAAGGAUAAGUUAAUAAUGUUGUUAAUGUUUGGUUUCUAAAUUGGAAAUUUAUACGUAUGUGUCGAGUCUAUGCUGUUCAACUUUAACCAAAUUAAGGAAGGAAAAUUUAAGAAUAUAAUCUGUUUUUGCGGCCUUAAA
Drosophila kikkawai is the source of this 1400-nucleotide messenger RNA. It is a transcript of the gene tomboy40, whose product is annotated as tomboy40. The record is from RefSeq and is a predicted model, not a curated record. Gene Ontology annotation, biological process: protein import into mitochondrial matrix. Gene Ontology annotation, molecular function: transmembrane protein transporter activity. Gene Ontology annotation, cellular component: mitochondrial outer membrane translocase complex; mitochondrial outer membrane. Lineage: Eukaryota; Metazoa; Arthropoda; Insecta; Diptera; Drosophilidae.